GACCUCGACGGCUUGUUUACCAUUUACGCUGUGCGGUAUUGCUUGUGUUUUUGUUAAUUCGAAAAGGUCGUACAAGUGAUUGAAGAGUUGGAAAUUCGUUUUUUACUUAGUUCUACGUUUUAAAAACUAUUAUUUGUGUGUAUUAUAUAUGUGGAGAAUAGUGAACAAAGACAAUAUUAUUGUUUAAGGCAAAAUAAUCUUGUGAGACUUUCAAGGGUAGGUAAAAAUGUUUUGUUAUAUUAAAGCUGGAUUUAAAUAGCAAAAUAAAAAUUAAAAUCCAAGUCAGUUACUGGCUGAAAGAAAACCAGCUGAGCAGAAAUGACAAUUUAAUUGGCUUAUUUAAAUUUCUGUUCUUUAUACACCACAAUAAAAAAUUAAAAAAAUGGGCGAAUCAUAACAGCGUUUUUGGUCGGUUGGUUUGCAUUUGUCCAGCAACUAAUCUAGAUUUUUAUUUUACUUUUUUUUGCUAAAUGAAACUUUGUUUGUUUGAUUUUAGUGCAUGUAGUAUAUGUCCAAAAAUCAAAAUGCCUGGUACACGUUGUGCUGUGUAUGGUUGUGGUAAUACCUAUAAAACAAGGCAGCAAGAACAUGAAUAUUUUAUAUUUCAUCGGUUUCCCAAAGCUAAAGAUCUUGUUUCCCAAACUAUGAGAAAAGAAUGGAUAUUACGAUGCAAACGGGAAGAUAAAUUUAACCCUGAUACUAGCUACAUCUGCUCAGUUCAUUUCACAGAAAAGGAUUAUGAAAGAGACUUACAGAAUGAAUUAUUAGGUUUACCACUACGAAAAAUAUUGAAAAAAACCGCUGUUCCUACUUUGGGAUUGUAUUCAAAAAAAUCAACAAGUGAAGCUUAUAAAUGGAACUUAAAAUUAACUGAAUAAUUGGAAAUUGGAUUUUAAAUUAAUAUUAAUUCAUAAUAAUGAAUAAAACUUAAAAAAAUAA
Messenger RNA from Diorhabda sublineata, 939 nucleotides. RefSeq names its product THAP domain-containing protein 1-like. The record is from RefSeq and is a predicted model, not a curated record. Bases 471 to 878 code for a protein of 135 amino acids. The transcript has 2 exons. NCBI's taxonomy places the organism in Eukaryota, Metazoa, Arthropoda, Insecta, Coleoptera, Chrysomelidae.